Messenger RNA from Candidula unifasciata, 1308 nucleotides. The record is from the annotation of a GenBank genome assembly. Lineage: Eukaryota; Metazoa; Mollusca; Gastropoda; Stylommatophora; Geomitridae.
AUGAACCAGUAUAUUCAUGUAUCGGAGAAUGAAGGCGACGAGCCGAUGGAGCUGCCCAGUGAAGACGAUGGAACGCUUCUGUUGACAACGUUGUCGGCUCAGUUCCCCGGGGCUUGUGGUUUGAAGUACCGAAACCAUGAAACGGGCACUCUUCGAGGAAUUAGAUUGUCCGAUGGACGUUUGUAUCCACCUGAUACCGAUUGGGGAGACUUGGUUUAUAUCGUCGUCUUUCCAAAAGGCGAGAAACCAAAGGAAAAUUCAACUAAUGCCUCUGGGUCAUCACACGCUCUGAGACCACAGAAACGACAGAAGUGUAGUGACCUGAUUGUGCUUGGUCUUCCUUGGAAAAGCAGCGAGGAUGAUCUGAAGAAGUACUUCCAGCAGUUUGGAGAGUUGCUAAUGGUUCAGGUGAAGAAAGACCCUAAAUCAGGACAGUCGAAGGGUUUUGGAUUUGUCCGUUUUGCUGAAUAUGAAGCUCAGGUGAAAUGUAUGGCACAGAGGCAUAUGAUUGAUGGACGGUGGUGUGAUGUGCGGAUACCAAACUCAAAGGAAGGUGUGCAGAAUAUGAUGAACCGCAAGGUGUUUGUGGGCCGAUGCACUGAGGAAAUGACUGCAGACGACCUCAGAAAUUAUUUCAACAAGUUUGGGGAGGUGGUGGACGUGUUUAUACCUAAGCCUUUCCGCGCCUUUGCCUUCGUUAGCUUUGCAGAUUCGGAGACCGCCCAAUCUCUGUGUGGAGAGGACCACAUUAUCAAGGGGGCUAGUGUUCAUAUAAGCAGUGCUGCCCCAAAAGCAAAUGACAAAUUUGACCGGCGGAUGGUACCAAACCAUGGCCAUAUACCAUACCAGGGAUCCUGGGGUCCAGGAAGGGGUGCGAACCCAGGCCACACCAGCAACAAUAUGACUGUGGCGCCAGCACUGGGCAACAUUGGCAUUGGAAACCUGGGACUUGGUGCUCUACAGCUCAAUCAUGCCAUGCUGGCUGCGGCACAGGCAGUUCUCAGCAGUCAGACUGGAUGGGGGCCGCUUGGACUGACCCAUCAGACUGGGGCUGCCACUACCAAUGGAGACCCCAUGGCGGUGGCCACCACUACCGCUGCGCCACAUAGCAUCAGUACCUCAUACGCCCCGGCGCCCAUGGGCACCUCCAACGGGGCGGUGGUGGCCGCCGGCAGCGGGGCUAACAGCAAUUUCCUGGGCUGGGGCAGCCAGACAGCAGAGAUGCCCCCUGUCCCCCACACGGUGGCCACAAGUCAGGUGCCCAGCUGGAGUUCGAUGCCUGCCAAGGCUGGGUCAGGGUGGAACUAG